AUGGACACUGACUGCUCAAAUCACUUAACUGGAAAUAAGAAAUGGCUAAUUGAUUUUGACUCCGGUAGAAAGACUAAGAUCAUAUGUGCUGAUGACGAGUAUCUGAAUUCCGAAGGAAUAAGAAAUGUCAGAGUGAAAUUGAAAAAUGACAAAAUUGUACUUCAAGGAUGCAUGAUUGUGUUACCAGAUAAAUCAUGUGAUAUAUGCAUGAGAGGAAAGCGACCAAGAUUGUCAUUCUCAUCAGAAAUGCCUCCAAGAGCAACUCAUGAUUUAGGUAUGGUGAAUUAUGAUGUAUGUAGUCCAUUUGAGGUGUUUGCUGAGUUCAAGAAAUUCAAAGCGAAGGUUGAAAAUCAAAGUGGACUAAGAUUGAAGAUCUUCAGAAACGAUGGUGGAGGUGAUUUCAAUUCAACAGAGUUCAAGAAUUUUUGUGAGGAACAUGGUAUUGAGCAUGAGGUCACUGUUCCAUACACUCCACAUCAUAAUGGUCUUGUUGAAAGGGGAAAUAGAACUUUGUUUGACAUGACAAGGAGCAUGAUGAAGGAGAAGAAUCUAUCUCACACAUUUUGGGGUGAAUUUUAUUAUGCCUCUAAAGGAGAUUCUUUCUCUGAAGGAGGUUCUGACUCUGAAGGAGGUUCUGACUCUGAAGGCGUGUCUGGCUCUGAAGAUGACUCUGACUCUGAAGGUGUGUCUGACUCUGAAGAUGACUCUGACUCUGAAGGUGAGUCUGGCUCUGAAGGUGACUCUAACUCUGAUGGUGGACCUGACUAUAAAGGUGAUCCAACCUUUGAAGGUGGAGCUUCUAAAGGUGGUCAUGCCUCUGAAGGAGAAGUCCUACAGAAUGCAAUGAUGAUGGACUAUGAACCUAUCAACAUCAAUGAGGUUCUUAAGAAGAAGGUGUGGGUGAAUGCCAUGAAGGAAGAACUUGAGUCCAUUGAAAGAAAUAAGACAUGGGAAGUGACUGUUCUACCUCAAAACAAGAAAUCCAUCGAUGUAAAGUCAGCUUUUCUAAAUGGUCAAUUGCAAAAAGAAGUGUAUGUGUUACAACCUCCUGAAUUUGUGGAAGAGAACAAAGAAGAGAUGGUGUACAAGCUGCAUAAAGCCUUAUAUGAGUUGAAACAAGCUCCAAGGCAUACUUCUAAUGAAAAUGUGAGUAUGAUAUGUCUCUAUGUAGAUGACAUACUUCUGACAGGGAGUUGUACUUCUGAGAUAAACAAGUUCCAAAAGGCGUUGAUGAAUACAUUUGAUAUGACUGACCUUGCAAAAAUGGUAUAUUUUCAAGUAAUGGAGAUUUUACACUCUAAAAAGGGAAUCAAUGUGCAUCAACUAAAGUAUCAACUUGAGCUGCUGAAGAGAUCUGAGCUGAUGAAUUGUAAGUCAGGAGUCAUACCUGCUGAGACAAAUCAUAAGUUGGAUUAUGAUGUUGAUGGUGAGGAUGUAGAUGCUAUAACCUUCAAUAGUUGGUUAGAUAAGAAACCAGUGGUUGCACUAUCAACUUGUGAAGCUGAAUACAUAUUUGGUGCGUUGUCAGCAUGUCAGGCUGUUUGGAUAAUGAAUUUGCUGCAGGAAUUGAAGUUCAAGGUGAGCAAACCAAUAAGUUUAAUGAUAGACAACAAAUCAGCCAUAACUCUUGCAAAGAAUCCAAUGAUGCAUGGAAGAAGCAGACACAUUGAUACUAAGUGUCAAUUUUUACACAGUCAAGUUCAGAAUGGAGUACUUGAGGUUGUUCACUGUAGUACUCAUAAGCAACUUGCAGAUGUGAUGACCAAGGCAAUCAAAACUGAAUAUUUCAUCAAUUUGAGGGAUGAAAUUGAUGUUGUUGAUUUUUAA
Molecule: messenger RNA, 1827 nt
Organism: Lathyrus oleraceus (garden pea)
Lineage: Eukaryota; Viridiplantae; Streptophyta; Magnoliopsida; Fabales; Fabaceae
Exons: 8
Coding region: 1-1827 (608 amino acids)
Biological process (GO): DNA integration
Molecular function (GO): nucleic acid binding
Source: RefSeq, a predicted model, not a curated record